AUGGAUUCCGCGGAGAGCACCCCAGUCGAGCCAGCCCACAAAGGCAUCCUCAGAGACGAGACAGUAAUGCUCCGAUGGAUUUUUGGCUAUUGCCGUAACGCUCAAGUAAUCAACGGCAUGAGCUGGCCCGACAUACCGCAGACAUCUGUCCCACGAGGGUUUUAUUCAGACAUCAAGGACCUAGGAUUUCUCAGCAUUGAUGUUGAUCAUUUCAGGGUUGAAAAUGGUGUAAUACAACGAGUCGAGAUUGGUUUGUCAUUCAUCAAAGCACAAGCUUUACAACAAUUACACGGCAAAUCUACGCAAGGCAGGGACUUGGCAUCUGGUGUCAUCAAAUCUCAUCAUUUAGUGUUUGGCUCCAAAGUCGCAUUCUCAUGGAAAAAUUACCACUUUUUAUUUGGGAAGGCAAGGCCGAUUAAGAUGUGGCACGUCAGAGCCGAGCUUGAACGGUUCACUAAGAAGCCUUACAUUCUCGUUGUUCAUGAGGGAAAGCAGGAACUUUCACUGCUCUCACUGCUGAACAUAAAGCUUGAACCCGUCUUCAUCAUCGACACUGUCAAAGCAGCCCAGUUUCCACUGCAGCUGUGGUACAGAAACAGCUUGAAGCAGCUGCUGGAGGAGUUCAAGGUACCCUACGCGCAUCUUCACGUAGCAGGAAAUGAUGCACAGCUCACGCUACGAGUGCUUCUCAUGAUCGCCGUCAGAGACGCUGAGGUCCACUUGUCAGGGAAGCGUCUACCUGACUGGGUUCCGAUCUUCAAGGCUGUUGCUCAGUCUCCGUUGCCCCCAAGACCCCCGACUAAGCGAGAGAUAGCGGCCAUGGCUGAAGCCGAAGCUGAGCGGCAGACGGCGAUCGAGGGAGGAGAACCGUAG
This is a messenger RNA of Fusarium odoratissimum NRRL 54006, 873 nucleotides long. RefSeq lists its product as uncharacterized. Gene Ontology annotation, molecular function: nucleic acid binding. Gene Ontology annotation, cellular component: nucleus. The coding region runs from base 1 to 873 and encodes 290 amino acids. The record is from RefSeq and is a predicted model, not a curated record. The transcript has a single exon. Lineage: Eukaryota; Fungi; Ascomycota; Sordariomycetes; Hypocreales; Nectriaceae.